Messenger RNA from Diaporthe citri, 1131 nucleotides. RefSeq lists its product as uncharacterized. Gene Ontology annotation, molecular function: hydrolase activity. The transcript is spliced from 2 exons. The coding region runs from base 1 to 1131 and encodes 376 amino acids. The record is from RefSeq and is a predicted model, not a curated record. Lineage: Eukaryota; Fungi; Ascomycota; Sordariomycetes; Diaporthales; Diaporthaceae.
AUGUCGAGCCACACCCGCCCAAAACUCACCGCCGGCGAGAUCUCCAGCCUGCUCGGCAUCCUCCCCGCCGUCGCCGGCACCAUCCUGUCCUUCUUCCUCUCCAACUCGUGGCGACAAUGGAGGCAGGGCAUCCUGUGCGCCAGGUCCCUUAGGCGCAACGCCGCCGCCAGCUUCGGCACCGCCAUCAGCCUGCUGAAGCCCCGGCAGCUCCGGGUCUUCGUGUCCAACACCACCGGCAAGACCGUCGCCGACUACUGUGCCGCCAAUGACCUGACCCACCAGCCCGUACUGGUCGAGAACACAGAUGGCUUCCCACCGGCCAUGCUGCACUUCAUCGACUGCAAGCUGGCGCAGAAGGGUCCCAUCUUGCUGUACUUCCACGGCGGCGGCUUCAUCGUUCCCCUCCACUCGCCCGCCUUCGCCGUCUCGUCCGCCCGCAUCGCGCGCGCCUCGCCCGUGCUCCUCGAGUACACGCUGGUGCCCGAGUGCGAGUACCCGGGCCAGCUGGCCCAGGCCGUCGCGGCCCUCCGCCUGAUCCUGCAGCACCGCAGCCCGGCCGACAUCAUCAUCGGCGGCGAGUCGGCCGGCGGCAACAUGGCCCUCGCCGUGCUCGCCCACCUGCAGCAGCCCAAGCCCGGCAUCACCCCGCUGGCCCUGCCGCCCGCGCCCAACAACAAGUUCAGGGGCGCCGUCGCCAUCUCGCCGCGCACCGCCAACCUCGCCACCGCCGACAGCUUCCGCACCAACUCGGGCAAGGACUUCAUGAGCGAGCACAGCCUCACCGCCAUCACCGCCAGCUGGAAGCCCGAGGCCGACGUCUGGGCCGCCCCCGUGCUAGCGUCGAAGGGGUUCUGGAACGGCUUCAGGGCCGAGAAGCUGCUGCUGGUCGUCGGCGCAGACGAGGUCUACCGCGACGACGUCUGCCACACGGCCAGGAUGAUGGGCGCCCGGGAGGUCGGGGUCGGCUCACUCGACGCCAAGACAAAGGCCCCGAAGGGCGGCGGCGGCCCGGACGCGCAGCUCAUCAUCUGCCCGAACGAGAUGCACUGCCAGGCAAGCCUGGACAUGUCGGUCGGCAUCAGGGACGGCUACAUGACGAGAGGGGUGGCCGGCUGGCUGGCGAGGUGUUGA